CACCCCACUCUCCAUAUUUGUCAUUUCUUGGCUUUAACAACUCAAAAACACCACCCCCAAAAUCUCCAAUUUGUUAUGUACUUACUGACUACUGUAUUCUGUAUUCUGUAUUCUGUAUAUAAAUACAUAACCCAUCAAAUCUCAACAACUUAUCCCAAUUAUCUCACUUUUACCCUAAACCAACCAACAGAAAAUUAAACAUGAGGAACAAACUCUUGUUUAUAAACACUUUCUUCUUCUUUUUCUUCCUUUUAAGGGCGUCAUCUCUCUCGUUGCCCCUAUCGACAAAUUCCCGAUGGAUUGUCGACCAGGAUGGGCAGAGAGUGAAAUUGGCGUGUGUGAACUGGGUGUCACACCUCGAGUUAGUGGUUACAGAAGGGCUAACUAAACAACCAGUUGAUGUGAUCACUAAGAAAAUUAGUGAUUUGGGGUUUAAUUGUGUUAGGUUUACUUGGCCUCUUUUUUUAGCGACUAAUGAGAGUUUGGCUUCUCAGACUGUUCAACAGUCUUUCUUAAAUGCUGGACUUGCGGAUUCUAUUCCUGAUUUGCAAGCUAAUAAUCCUUCCUUUCUUGAUCUCUCCCUCAUCAAUGCUUUUCAGGCAGUGGUUGAAAGCCUAACAGAAAACAAAGUGAUGGUGAUAUUAGACAAUCACUUGAGUAAACCAGGUUGGUGUUGUAGUAAUUCGGAUGGCAAUGGCUUCUUUGGGGAUCAAUACUUCGAUCCUGAACUUUGGAUUAGUGGUUUGACUAAAAUGGCUACUCUUUUUAAAGAUAAUCCAUAUGUUGUUGCCAUGAGUUUAAGGAAUGAACUUCGUGGACCCAGGCAGAAUGCUAAUGAUUGGUACAGGUACAUGCAAAGAGGAGCCGAAGCCGUGCAUGGAGCCAACCCAAAUAUACUAAUCAUUCUCUCAGGCUUAAACUUCGACAAAGACUUCAAAUUCCUAAACAACCAACCAGUUUCCCUUACUUUCACAGGAAAAUUAGUAUUCGAAAUGCACUGGUAUGCCUUUACAGAUGGGGAAGCAUGGAAAAAUGGAAACCCAAAUGAAGUUUGUGGAAAGGUGACCAACUACAUAAUGGGAAUGUCUGGUUUUCUUCUUAGUAAAGGCUUUCCUUUGUUUGUAAGUGAAUGGGGUGUAGAUUUGAGAGGAACAAAUGAAAAUGAUAAUAGGUACUUGAAUUGUAUUCUUGCUUGGAUUGCUGAUAAUGAUUUAGAUUGGGCAUUAUGGACUUGGGCAGGCACUUAUUAUUUAAGACAAGGGGUUAAAGGUAUGGUUGAGUACUAUGGUCUGCUUAAUUCAGAUUGGACUGAUGUAAGGAAUUCCAGUUUUUUGGACAGAAUUUCAGUUUUACAGUCUCCACUUCAAGGGCCAGGAUUAUCAGAGAGGAAUAAACACAAGAUAAUAUAUCACCCUUCAACAGGACUGUGCAUCCAAAGAAAACCAGUGAUGGGAGUUCAGCUUGGAAAUUGUUUAGAAUCCAAUCACUGGACUUACACUCCUGAAAAGAGCCUUACAAUUAAGGGUUCAUACUUUUGUUUACAAGCACAAGGUUUGAAUAGCCCUGCAAGACUAAGUAUUCAAUGUGCAGGGAUGGGAACAAGUUGGACACCCAUUUCGGAUUCGAAACUGCAUCUCUCAGCAACAUUAAGAAAGAGUAGUAAUGUUUGUUUGGAUGUUGAUUCUAAUAACAAUGUCAUUACAAGUAAAUGCAAGUGUUUGAGUAAAGAUAGUAAGUGUGAUCCUGAGAGUCAAUGGUUUAAGAUUGUUGAUGCUACUGAUGUGAUUACCACUGGUUUACAAUCACAGGCCCAGGGUCACAGCCUCAGUUGAUGUUUUAUAUAGCUUUAUAUAUAUAUAUAUAUAUAUAUAUAUAUAUAUAUAUAUAUAUAUAUAUAUGUACAUGGUUCCAUAUUUGAGAAUCCUAUAAAAAUGCCUUGACCAAAUCAUGAAAAGAAAGUACAACAUUAUCCUUGUAUGAGCAUCAUGAUUCUUCAAAGUCACAAAUGACACGGCAAUUUCAAUAUUGAGUUUUCCUCCCGUCUUUCUAAAUUUGUUACAUUUUGAAUUAAUUGGUAAUGGAUUUUUUCACAACCUGAUUAGUUGAUUUUUAAGUUUUAGCUAGUUUUCACUUUUCUUUAUAUGCU
Messenger RNA from Amaranthus tricolor (Joseph's coat), 2146 nucleotides. RefSeq names its product glycosyl hydrolase 5 family protein-like. Gene Ontology annotation, molecular function: hydrolase activity, hydrolyzing O-glycosyl compounds. Lineage: Eukaryota; Viridiplantae; Streptophyta; Magnoliopsida; Caryophyllales; Amaranthaceae. The record is from RefSeq and is a predicted model, not a curated record. The coding region runs from base 201 to 1832 and encodes 543 amino acids. The transcript is spliced from 4 exons.